AUGUCUCUCAAGGGUCCUUCUCCGCAACACCACGAUGGCUCUAGCCUGCGCAUCGGCAUUGUCCACGCUCGUUGGAACUCAACCAUCAUCGACCCUCUUGUGACCGGUGCCAAGGCGAAGCUCCUCGCAGCUGGCGUUAAGGAGUCCAAUAUUGUCAUCCAAUCUUGCCCUGGCUCCUGGGAGCUUCCCAUUGCCGUCCAGCGCCUGUUCUCCGCUUCUCAAAUCCAGGGCACCUCAACUGGUGGUCCCUCGGCAACCGACCUCCUGGCUUCGUCCACUACCGAUCUCACCUCUCUUCCCGCCUCCUCAGGCGCCUUCGAUGCCAUCAUCGCCGUCGGCGUUCUAAUUAAGGGAGAGACCAUGCACUUUGAGUACAUUGCCGAAUCAACUUGCCAGGGCCUUAUGCGUGUGCAGCUCGACACUGGCGUUCCCGUCAUUCUUGGUGUCUUGACCGUUUUGACCGAGGACCAAGCGAAGGCUCGUGCCGGUGUUGACGGUAAGGGUCACAACCAUGGAGAGGAUUGGGGUCUUGCUGCUGUGGAGAUGGGUGUCAAGAGAAAGGAGUGGGCCAAUGGCACCAUUGAUGGUUAA
Messenger RNA from Fusarium tjaetaba, 591 nucleotides. Its product is annotated as 6 7-dimethyl-8-ribityllumazine synthase. Gene Ontology annotation, molecular function: 6,7-dimethyl-8-ribityllumazine synthase activity. The transcript is spliced from 2 exons. The record is from RefSeq and is a predicted model, not a curated record. Gene Ontology annotation, cellular component: intracellular anatomical structure; mitochondrial intermembrane space; riboflavin synthase complex. Lineage: Eukaryota; Fungi; Ascomycota; Sordariomycetes; Hypocreales; Nectriaceae. Gene Ontology annotation, biological process: riboflavin biosynthetic process. Bases 1 to 591 code for a protein of 196 amino acids.